AUGAAGGUCACCCCUCAAGCCCAGCAGAAGCUCAACGACCUUUUGUUUAAUCUCGUCUGCGGCAUGGGCUCAUCCUUCAACGCAAUCAAGAAUCCCAUCAUUGUUGACGUCCUCCAACAGCUCUCCCCGGGCUUUAAGAUCCCCUCGCGUAAGGACCUUUCUGGUAGGUUGUUGACCAAGAAGGAUCAGGAAGUGAUGAAGGAAGUUGAGGAAGCGUUGAAGGGGAAGAUGGUUACACUUUUGUUGGACGGGUGGAACAAUUGCGCUCGCGACCAUCUAUUUGCCUUUGUGGCCACAUGCGAGGGAAAGUCGUACGUCUUCUCUGUUCAUAACACCACCAGCAAGGACAAGACGGGAGAUGCGGCAUUGCUGUUGAUCGAGGAUGAGAUAGAGAUGUUGGGGAAGAAGGGUAUCGAGGUCGUCGCGGUGAUCUCAGAUGAUGGAGGGGACAUGCGCAAAGCCAGGAAGUCUCUGCUGGCGAAGAGGCCGCAGCUCACCAUUGAAAAGUGUUUUGCUCACCAACUCAAUUUGGUUGUUGGCAAUAUCUUCAAAGGCUCUCCUUACCUGAAGGACAUCUCUCAGCGGAUGCUCGCUGUAAUCGUGUGGUUCACCAAUCACAGCAAGGCUAUGUCCCUCCUCCUCUCCCAAGCGCGCAGAGAUGACCCAAAAUUCGGCCCAACCACCUUCAUCCAUCCUGCCCCUACAAGGUGGACCUCUCACUGGGCUGCCGCCUGCCAUCUUCGCCAAUGGAAGGCUGCCCUCCACAGCGUGUGCUUCAACAUGCACAGCAAGGUCAUGGGCAUGGCAGGGGCGGGUACCAAGAACCGCCAGACUGCUCAGACAGUGUUGGACAUUGCCCUUGAAAAGAGCUUCUGGGACGGUCUCGACGAUCUCAUCACUAUCCUAAGUCCCCUCACCAUCUCCACAUACGUCCUACAAGCCAAUACCACCACCCUCGACAUGGUCUUCUUUGAGUUCGGCAAGCUCUAUACCCACUUUGUCCCCCUCCAAACCUUGGGCUCCCGCUUUGUACGUGACGCUGCUGCCAUCAUCAUCCAGAGCCUGGAGAAGAGAUGGGCGGCGGCUGAUCAAGAUGUCUUCAUUGCAUGCGCUCUCUUGAACCCCUUCUUCGGGCUUACGCGGGUGGGCAUCAGCAACAACGCUCUUCCUGGGAACAUGUCAUACGCCUUGAUCAAGUCUCUCUGGAUACGCUUCUUUCCUGAGGAGACUUCGCAUCAGACACUUGAUCAUCUGAGCGAGGAAUGGUCGGCGUACUACCACCGAAAGCCUGACCCCAACCUCCGCCGCUAUACCAAUGCUGUGUUCGAUCUUCAGGGGGAAGCUGAGAAGGCAAAGAGGAACAACAGCCCUCUUGAUCCAGCGGGGAUCUGGCGCCUGCUGGGGAACAGUGUCUCCAGCCCCCUCAUCCGUCUUACCCUCCGUCUCUUCGCCGCCGUUCCCAACAGCGCCGCGUGCGAGCCGUAA
This is a messenger RNA of Cryptococcus amylolentus CBS 6039, 1485 nucleotides long. RefSeq lists its product as hypothetical. Lineage: Eukaryota; Fungi; Basidiomycota; Tremellomycetes; Tremellales; Cryptococcaceae. Bases 1 to 1485 code for a protein of 494 amino acids. The transcript is spliced from 4 exons. The record is from RefSeq and is a predicted model, not a curated record.